AGUUCUGCUGUGGAUUAUCUCCAUCUGAUGCUAGUGUGCAUGCGUUGGCUGCUUUCUACUUACAAGAUCAAAGGACGGUUCUGUGUGAGUAUCCAUGAUGAAGUACGCUACUUGGUUAGUAGUCCUGACCGCUAUAGAGCAGCUUUAGCCCUACAAGAGACCAACCUCCUGACACGUUCUAUGUUUGCCUACAGAUUGGGUUUGAAAGAUUUGCCCCAGGUAGGUAGAGAAAUUGUAUAUGGUACUAAUGAAUUUUUUACUGCAUUGUGGUAAAGAAGAAAGAAUACUGCAAUAAAAACGUAUUUAUUUUUUUACUAUGCAUUGUAACCAUAUAACUUGACUGUUUCCUUGUUCUCAUCAUAUAUACAUUUUCUUUAGUCAGUGGCGUUUUUUAGUGCAAUAGACUUAGACACUUGUCUCCGUAAAGAAGUAACAAUGGACUGUAUCACACCAUCUAAUCCUCACGGCUU
Lymnaea stagnalis (great pond snail) is the source of this 470-nucleotide messenger RNA. Lineage: Eukaryota; Metazoa; Mollusca; Gastropoda; Lymnaeidae. The record is from the annotation of a GenBank genome assembly.